Molecule: messenger RNA, 1362 nt
Organism: Pieris napi
Lineage: Eukaryota; Metazoa; Arthropoda; Insecta; Lepidoptera; Pieridae
Exons: 1
Coding region: 1-1362 (453 amino acids)
Molecular function (GO): nucleic acid binding
Source: RefSeq, a predicted model, not a curated record
AUGGCUCCAGUGUUAAAACAUGGUCGAGGCAAGCCUUUGACUUCUCAAACUAAAGAAGUUUUGUACUGUUUGUACAAAUAUUUCGAAAAUGAGUGUAAUAACAACCCGAGCAGUAUUAUGACUCCCACUCAAUUAGUUGCUAAAUCAACGGGAAUUUCAAUAGCAUCCGUCAGAAAGGUAGUAUCAGAAAGCAAAUGUCGACCUUCAGAUCAGGAAGUAACAUUUAAAUCUCCUAAAAAGAAACCGAAUCGUAAACCUACAAUAGUAAUCGAUAACUUUGAUCAGCAAGUUAUCAGAAGAACAAUUCAUGACUUCCACAUCACAAAUAAAGAAAUUCCCACUUUGAAAACUUUGCACGCAAAAUUAAAAGAAGAUAUCGAUUAUAAAGGUUGUGUCAGCACGUUACGAAAACACGUCAUGUCAUUAGGUUUUAAUUGGAAGCAAACAGAAGAUAACCGGAAACUUCUUAUGGAAAAACACGAAAUUAGAUACUUGCGAAUUAAUUAUUUGAUGAAAAUUGCUGAAUAUCGUGAACAACGCCGACCAAUUGUUUACACCGACGAAACAUAUAUACAUACAUCACAUACCCUCUCGAAAUCUUGGUCAGAUGGAAGCACUUCAGGUUUGAAGCAACAUAUAUCGAAAGGCAACCGCUUAAUCAUUGUUCAUGCCGGUGGUAUGGAUGGCUUUAUACCAAAUGCAUUGCUUAUGUUUAAAGCCAACCAAAAAAGUGGAGAUUACCACGACAAUAUGAACUAUGACAACUAUUCAAGGUGGAUUCAAACUCAAUUAAUACCCAACUUACAACCAAAUAGUGUUGUUGUUGUUGACAACGCACCAUAUCAUAACUCAAUACAAAAUCCUGCACCGAAUAGUAAUUCUAGAAAACAGCAAAUGAUUGACUGGCUGACAUUGCGAAACAUUGAGCAUUCAUCCACGUUGCUUAAGCCUCAAUUAUAUGAACUGAUUCUGCAAAACAAGGCGAGAUUUGUAGAGUACAAGAUAGACGAAAUAUUACGACAGCACGGUCAUACUGUGCUGCGUUUACCACCAUACCAUCCGGAGUUUAAUCCUAUAGAAAAUAUAUGGGGGAUAGUGAAAACAUAUGUCGCAAAAAAGAAUGUCGCAAUGAAUAUGAAGGUUAUAAUGUCAUUAGCUGAAGAAAAAAUGAACGCCAUAACUGUAGAGGAAUGGAGAAAAGUUUGUCUGCAUGCUAUUGAGGAGGAAAACAAAUAUCAGGGUAGAGACGCAGCUUUAGACACAAUAUCAGAACGAAUCAUAAUUAAUUUAAAUAAUUCAUCUGAUGAAAGCGAGGAUGGGGAUGAUUGUGAUAUGCCUGGGGUUGAUGAAUUAUUAGAAUAA